AUGUUCGGCUACCGCGCCUACCCAACUCCCAUCAUUCGCCCUCUGUGGCCUUUCCUGACGGCUGGCGUCAUCGUCUACGCUGGCAUCAACUACCUCCAGGAUGCUGCAGUCUCCACUCCCGAGGCCAAGAAGGACCCCAAGAACCCUUACGCUCUCAAGGGAGGUAAUGGCCACUAA
Ceraceosorus guamensis is the source of this 177-nucleotide messenger RNA. Its product is annotated as ATP synthase subunit J, mitochondrial. Gene Ontology annotation, molecular function: proton transmembrane transporter activity. The transcript has 3 exons. The record is from RefSeq and is a predicted model, not a curated record. NCBI's taxonomy places the organism in Eukaryota, Fungi, Basidiomycota, Exobasidiomycetes, Ceraceosorales, Ceraceosoraceae. Gene Ontology annotation, biological process: proton motive force-driven ATP synthesis. Bases 1 to 177 code for a protein of 58 amino acids.